AUCUAUGUGUUUUCAGUUUUGUGAAAAUGCCUCGUGCAAAAGCAGCUCAGGCUGGAAGACAGGGCCCUGCGAAGAGACGCCUUGCAGAACAGUUUGCAGCUGGGGAGAUAGUGACGGACAUGUCAAAAAAGGAGUGGAAACUGGGACUGCCUGUUGGCCAAGGCGGCUUUGGCUGUAUAUAUCUUGCUGAUGCAAAUUCUUCAAAAUCAGUUGGCAGCGAUGCACCCUGUGUUGUAAAAGUGGAACCCAGUGACAAUGGACCUCUUUUUACUGAAUUAAAGUUUUACCAGCGAGCUGCUAAACCAGAGCAAAUUCAGAAAUGGAUUCACACCCAUAAACUGAAGUACCUUGGUGUUCCUAAGUAUUGGGGAUCUGGUCUACAUGAUAAAAAUGGAAAAAGUUACAGGUUUAUGAUAAUGGAUCGCUUUGGGAGUGACCUUCAGAAAAUAUAUGAAGCCAAUGCUAGAAGAUUUUCUCGGAAAACUGUGUUGCAGCUAAGCUUAAGAAUUCUGGAAAUUCUGGAAUAUAUUCACGAGCAUGAGUAUGUACAUGGAGAUAUUAAGGCCUCAAAUCUUCUUCUGAGCUACAAGAAUCCUGACCAGGUGUACUUGGUGGAUUAUGGCCUUGCUUAUCGCUACUGCCCAGAAGGAGUUCAUAAAGAAUACAAAGAAGACCCCAAAAGAUGUCAUGAUGGCACUAUUGAAUUCACCAGCAUCGAUGCUCACAAUGGCGUGGCACCUUCACGACGUGGUGAUUUGGAAAUACUUGGUUAUUGCAUGAUCCAGUGGCUUAGCGGCCAUCUUCCUUGGGAGGAUAAUUUGAAAGAUCCAAACUAUGUUAGAGAUUCCAAAAUUAGAUACAGAGAAGAUAUUGCAGGCUUGAUGGAUAAAUGUUUUCCUGAGAAAAACAAGCCAGGUGAAAUUGCUAAAUACCUGGAAACUGUGAAAUUACUGAACUACACUGAGAAGCCUCUGUAUCAGAAUUUACGUGACAUUCUUCUGCAAGGGCUAAAGGCCAUAGGAAGUAAGGAUGAUGGUAAACUGGACCUGAGUGCUGUGGAGAAUGGCGGACUGAAAUCCAAAGCAGUGACAAAGAAGCGAAAGAAAGAUGAAAGCACAGCUUCCAGUGUUGAAGAUAUGGAAUGCUCAAGCACACAGACAGAGGAGGCCAUCCAGACCCGUUCAAGAACCAGAAAGAGAGUCCAGAAGUAACUCAAAUGCUGGAAAUCGACUUUUCUGCUUGUUUGACUUUUUCUCUUUUUCUAUUUUGUUUUAUUUCAUGUGAGUUCUUGUGGGGUGGGAGUAAUAAUUAAAUACCUGUUUUUUUGAAAACAAAUUCUUUUAUUAAAAUGGAUAUUUUGUACAAUUUAUUGAGGACUAAUUUAUGAAAUU
Dipodomys ordii (Ord's kangaroo rat) is the source of this 1391-nucleotide messenger RNA. RefSeq names its product vaccinia related kinase 1 (gene Vrk1). The transcript has 13 exons. NCBI's taxonomy places the organism in Eukaryota, Metazoa, Chordata, Mammalia, Rodentia, Heteromyidae. Gene Ontology annotation, cellular component: cytoplasm; nucleus. Gene Ontology annotation, biological process: peptidyl-serine phosphorylation; signal transduction. Gene Ontology annotation, molecular function: ATP binding; protein serine/threonine kinase activity. The record is from RefSeq and is a predicted model, not a curated record. The coding region runs from base 27 to 1211 and encodes 394 amino acids.